CUGAUAAUGAGGCUGCGACAGUGGCAGUGGACUCUUUAUUAAAUUUUGAAGCUGUUAAAUACUUUAAUAAUGAAAGAUUUGAAACUGAACAAUAUGAUAAGGCCUUAACUAAAUAUGAAAAAGCCUCUCUCAAAAUAGCAACUUCUUUGGCCCUUUUGAAUUCUGGUCAAAAUUUCAUUUUUAGUACUGCCUUAACAGCUAUGAUGGCUUUGGCUGCUCAAGGGAUUGUUCAAGGAACACUAACUGUUGGUGAUCUGGUGAUGAUUAAUCAACUUGUAUUUCAACUAUCAUUGCCUUUGAACUUCCUUGGUUCAGUUUACAGGGAAUUACGACAAAGCUUGAUUGAUAUGGACGUUAUGUUUAAUUUAAAAUCCAUGAACAUCACUAUCAAGGACACGCCUGACGUGAAACCGCUCAUUGUCCAAGGAGGUGAAAUCAGAUUUGAAAAUGUAAUUUUUGGAUAUCAUCCUGAACGUCCUAUUUUGAAUGGUGUUAGUUUUAUUGUUCCAAGAGGAAAAAAGGACACCGCUCUUUUUAACAACUCCAUUUAUCAUAAUAUAUUAUAUGGAAAAAUUGAUGCCGCUUCCAGUGAUGUAGAAAAUGCUGCAAAAAGGGCUCAAAUUCACGAUGUAAUCCAAUCAUUACCCGAUAAAUAUAAUACUCGUGUCGGUGAACGUGGUUUCAUGCUUUCAGGAGGUGAAAAACAACGCGUAGCCUUAGCAAGAACAAUUUUAAAAGACCCCCCAAUACUCUUUUUUGAUGAAGCAACUUCGGC
Racocetra fulgida is the source of this 775-nucleotide messenger RNA. The record is from the annotation of a GenBank genome assembly. NCBI's taxonomy places the organism in Eukaryota, Fungi, Glomeromycota, Glomeromycetes, Diversisporales, Gigasporaceae.